GAGCAAAUUAGAACAUCUUUUAUGAUGUUAUUUAAAAUUUUAAGUGUGCAGCACGAAGCCCGAAAAAAACAUCUCCAGAGAAGAAUAAAACGUAUGAGGAUAAGAUUGAAAAAGUUAUGCCUUCAACAGAGGAAUGAAUUACUUAUACAAUGGAGUCAAAUGAACGAUCUGAAACCACUGGCUCUUAUUUUAAGUGGUAUUCAAUAUGAAAGAAGAAUAUGGACCAAAACGAGAAGUAACGAUUUUUGGCAAAGAAUUGUAGGAGAAUAUUUUACUCUGUCAGACUGGCUGACCACUUUUCGAAUGUCGAAAGAAACUUUCACAAGGCUUUGUAAUAUUAUUCGAAAUGAACUAGAACCUAAGCCACUUUUCUUGGUAUCCAGACAGCCUUUAUCUGUCGAAAAACAGGUCGCAAUAGCUCUAUACAAAUUAGCAAGUUGUGCUGAAUAUAGAGUCGUUGGUGAUGUGAUGGGUGUUCACAAGUCAACAGUUCGAAAAUGCUUAUUUAGAGUAACCAAGGCCAUCAACAACAUCAUGAAAAAGCUCUAUUCCACAAUUAAUUGGAAGUAUUGACGGAACACAUAUCCCAAUUACUGCACCACAAGAGGGUUAUCGAGAUUUUGUAAAUAGGAAAGGCUGGACAUCAUAUAAUGUAAUGGCUGUUGUCGACCAUAAUGGAAGAUUUAGAAAUGUUGUAAUAAAACAUCCAGGGAGUGUGCACGAUGCUGCCGUAUUCAAGGACAGUAGCAUAUACAAGAAUGCGCAGACCAUUAUUCCUCAGACAUCUGAAAACAUUAAUGGUAUGGCUGUACCAUGUAUGAUUGUUGGUGACCCAGCUUAUCCUAUGUUACCUUGGCUCAUCAAAGGCUAUUCAGGCUCGUUGUCAGCAGAAGAAGAGUCUUUCAACGUGUAUUUGAAUUCUGCACGAGUUUCGGUGGAAAUGGCAUUCGGUCGGUUAAAAGCUAGAUGGAGAAUUUUAUGCAAAAAAAUGGAUUGUACUCAUACGUUUUCUCCACAAAUCAUUCUUGCUUGCUGCACGUUGCACAAUUUUGUAGAAAGUAACAACGAACGGUUCUUAAUAGAAUGGUUAGAAGAAGUGUCCAACAGUGAUAAGUCGUUUCCUCAACCAAUAGCUGUACAAAAUCGUGAUAGAGACUGCAUACCUGCUAUAACAGUGAGAAACCAUUUAAAACAGUAUUUAGCAGCCAAUUAUCCUCUGCGGAAAACUUUUAUCUCAUAGUGGAUAGCCAGUGAACUCUAUACAUACUGGAAUGAGUGAUCU
Molecule: messenger RNA, 1282 nt
Organism: Vollenhovia emeryi
Lineage: Eukaryota; Metazoa; Arthropoda; Insecta; Hymenoptera; Formicidae
Product: putative nuclease HARBI1
Exons: 4
Coding region: 656-1240 (194 amino acids)
Source: RefSeq, a predicted model, not a curated record